Molecule: messenger RNA, 3550 nt
Organism: Mandrillus leucophaeus (drill)
Lineage: Eukaryota; Metazoa; Chordata; Mammalia; Primates; Cercopithecidae
Gene: VWCE
Product: von Willebrand factor C and EGF domains
Exons: 19
Coding region: 382-3180 (932 amino acids)
Biological process (GO): cellular response to virus
Cellular component (GO): cytoplasm
Molecular function (GO): protein binding; calcium ion binding
Source: RefSeq, a predicted model, not a curated record
CGCUUCGCAGGAAGCCGACUCCCAAACCCGGGCAGGGGGUGUGGGCCAAGGGCGAAACCCCGCCCCCAGGGGUCCCUGAUCUUUGCCCCGGCCCCGGGCUCGGCGCCUCUCGGAGAGGCAUCAGCAGGCGGACGGCGUUGCCUUUGUGUGUUUCGCUUCGAGGUGCCGGAGACCCUCCCCAAAGCCGUCCGCCGCGUCCCCUCGCGGCCCUCGGCCCCUCCUCUCGGCGUCCCCAGCCCCCCUGCUCAGCUCCGCUUGCCAGUUCGGGAAUUGCUGGUUCGCUCCCCGCGGCGCCAGGAGGAGGGGCGAGAGCCGGCAGCCCCCUCCCCCGCGCGCGGCGCAGGAGCUGAGCCCAGCCCGGGGGACCCGCCGCCGCCGGUCAUGUGGGCCGGACUGCUUCUUCGGGCCGCCUGUGUCGCGCUUCUGCUGCCGGGGGCUCCAGCCCGAGGCUACACCGGGAGGAAGCCGCCCGGGCACUUCGCGGCCGAGAGACGCAUGCUGGGCCCCCACGUCUGCCUCUCUGGGUUCGGGAGUGGUUGCUGCCCUGGCUGGGCGCCCUCUAUGGGUGGUGGACACUGCACCCUGCCCCUCUGCUCCUUCGGCUGUGGGAGCGGCAUCUGCAUCGCUCCCAACGUCUGCUCCUGCCAGGAUGGAGAGCAAGGGGCCACCUGCCCAGAAACCCACGGACCAUGUGGGGAGUACGGCUGUGACCUUACCUGCAACCAUGGCGGCUGUCAGGAGGUGGCCCGAGUGUGCCCCGUGGGCUUCUCGAUGACGGAGACAGCUGUUGGCAUCAGGUGUACAGACAUUGACGAAUGUGUAAGCUCCUCUUGCGAGGGCCACUGUGUGAACACGGAAGGCGGGUUUGUGUGUGAGUGUGGGCCAGGCAUGCAGCUGUCUGCUGACCGCCACAGCUGCCAAGACACUGAUGAAUGCCUAGGGACUCCCUGUCAGCAGAGAUGUAAAAACAGCAUUGGCAGCUACAAGUGUUCCUGUCGAACUGGCUUCCACCUUCAUGGCAACCGGCACUCCUGUGUAGAUGUAAACGAGUGUCGGAGGCCACUGGAGAGGCGAGUCUGUCACCAUUCCUGCCACAACACCGUGGGCAGCUUCCUAUGCACAUGCCGACCUGGCUUCAGGCUCCGAGCUGACCGCGUGUCCUGUGAAGCUUUCCCGAAAGCUGUGCUGGCCCCAUCUGCCAUCCUGCAACCCCGGCAACACCCGUCCAAGAUGCUCCUGUUGCUUCCUGAGGCCGGCCGGCCUGCCCUGUCCCCAGGACAUAGCCCUCCUUCUGGGGCUCCAGGGCCCCCAGCCGGAGUCAGGACCACCCGCCUGCCAUCUCCCACCCCACCACUACCCACAUCCUCCCCUUCUGCCCCUGUGUGGCUGCUGUCCAGCCUGAUGGCCACCCCAGUGCCUACUGCCUCACUGCUGGGGAACCUCAGACCCCCCUCACUCCUUCAUGGGGAAGUGAUGGGGACCCCUUCCUCACCCAGGGGCCCUAAGGCCCCCUGGCUGGCAGCAGGGCCCUCUCCCUGCUGGCACCUGGGAGCCAUGCUUGAAUCAGGGAGUCGCUGGACAGAGCCUGGGUGUUCCCAGUGCUGGUGCAAGGAUGGGAAGGUGACCUGUGAAAAGGUGAGGUGUGAAGCUGCUUGUUCCCACCCAAUUCCCUCCAAAGAUGGGGGGUGCUGCCCAUCAUGCACAGUGAGAUGCUAUUUCCACGGCCGGUGGUACGCGGACGGGGCCGUGUUCAGUGGGGGUGGUGACGAGUGUACCACCUGUGUCUGCCAGAGACUCUGUGUUCCCCAGGGAGUGGGGGCAGUGACCAUCCAGGCAUCUCUGGAGGAUGCAGCUGCCGCCAGCCACUGGCAGCACUUCAGAGACAGGACCUGGAAUGGGGAGGUGGAGUGCUCCUUCAUGCCCUGCCCUGAGCUGGCCUGCCCCCGAGAAGAGUGGCGGCUGGGCCCUGGGCAGUGCUGCUUCACCUGCCAGGAGCCCACACCCGCGACAGGCUGCUCUCUCGAUGACAAUGGGGUUGAGUUUCCAAUUGGACAGAUCUGGUCGCCUGGUGACCCCUGUGAGUUAUGCAUCUGCCAGGCAGAUGGCUCGGUGAGCUGCAAGAGAACAGACUGUGUGGACUCCUGCCCUCACCCGAUCCGGAUCCCUGGACAGUGCUGCCCAGACUGUUCAGCAGGCUGCACCUACACAGGCAGAAUCUUCUAUAACAACGAGACCUUCCCGUCUGUGCUGGACCCAUGUCUGAGCUGCAUCUGCCUGCUGGGCUCAGUAGCCUGUUCCCCCGUGGACUGCCCCAUCACCUGUACCUACCCUUUCCACCCUGACGGGGAGUGCUGUCCCGUGUGCCGAGACUGCAACUACGAGGGAAGGAAGGUGGCGAAUGGCCAGGUGUUCACCUUGGAUGAUGAACCCUGCACCAGGUGCACGUGCCAGCUGGGAGAGGUGAGCUGCGAGAAGGUUCCCUGCCAGCGGGCCUGUGCUGACCCUGCCCUGCUCCCUGGGGACUGUUGCUCUUCCUGCCCAGAUUCCCUUUCUCCUCUGGAAGAAAAGCAGGGACUCUCCGCUCACGGAAAUGUGGCGUUCAGCAAAGCUGCUAGGAGCCUGCAUGGAGACACUGAGGCCCCUGUCAACUGUAGCUCCUGCACUGGGACCCCAAUAGCAUCACUCUCGAGGCCGGCGCUCCAUCUGCUUCAGCUCCUUUUAAGAACGAACUUGACAAAAACACAGUCUUUACCUACAAGCCCAGCAGGAGCUCUUGGUCCACACUCACCCGCUUUGGGGCCCACAGGCACUUUCCCAGGGGAGCCUGGGGCCUCCCCUCGACUCUCACCAGGGCCUUCGACCCCUCCAGGAGCCCCCACUCUACCUCUAGCUUCCCCAGGGGCUCCUCAGCCACCUCCUGUGACUCCAGAGCACUCAUUCUCAGCCUCUGGGGCCCAGAUAGCGUCCAGGUGGCCUCCUCUGCCUGCCACCGUCCUGACAGAAGCUUCAGCACUUUCCAUGAUGGACCCCAGCCCCUCGAAGACCCCCAUCACCCUCCUCGGGACUCGCACGCUUUCUUCCACCACCUCUAGACUCUCUGCAGCCCUUGCAGCCACCACCCACCACGGCCCCCAGCAGCCCCCAGUGGGGGCCUCUCAGGGGGAAGAGUCCACCAUGUAAGCCGGUCACUGUGUCCGGAAGACUCAGGAGAGAGGACACUCUGCCAGUGGCUCCAAGGGUGAACCUAGUGGGGAUGCCUGGGCUCCCUCCUGCAGGGGCCCUGGUGAGGAUGGAAGACCCCCAAGGCUGGAUGUAACCUUGUUCCCAGGAAGUGUUUGGAAUGUGCUGUAAGAACGGAGGAAGUGGUUUCCACUGUCAGCAUCCUCCCUGGACCGCGUGGCCAGCUCAUCUUUUGAGAAGGGUCAGGGGCUGCCAAGUUCUCCUAGAGGAAGAGACGCGUCCAGCUGGGAUUCCACUCACUGGGACUGUACCGCCAGGUGUCCUGCGUCCCCCUGAGGUUUCCUGAUUAAAGGUUGUCUCGGUUUCCCCA